This is a messenger RNA of Funneliformis mosseae, 1935 nucleotides long. The record is from the annotation of a GenBank genome assembly. NCBI's taxonomy places the organism in Eukaryota, Fungi, Glomeromycota, Glomeromycetes, Glomerales, Glomeraceae.
AUGUCACAAAGUAAUGAUAUACUAGAAGCCGUUUCACAAGCAUCCGAGUGUACGACGAAUUAUAUAGCAUAUGCUAGAGAAUCUACGAUCGAACCUGAGGUUACUAAAUUAUACCUUGACAAUUUAAAUUCCAUUAAAGAGGCGGUUAAACCCUACUUACCCUUAUUCACCAACGUUAACUCAAUUAUACAAGAUAUUGUCAACGCUUACGAAAAUGCGCAAAUUAACAAGAAGAUAUGUCUAACGUUGAUUAAUCGUGCCGAAUCCGUCAGUUUAAUCGUCAAACAACUUGAAAGAAGGAAAUCCGAGAAUUUAGAAAACUUUCGUAACAAAAUGUUUUAUCAAUCAUUCCUUCGACUAUUUAACAUAUUGAAACGUAUGGAUAAAUUUAUUCAGGAUGUCACAUUACUAUCGAACAUUAGAAAAUUGACCGAAGUUUAUAGUAUCAAAAAACAAUUUCGUGAGAUUAUCGAGGAUUUUGAUAAUGUCAUAGAAGAAUUGGAUUGUUUACACGUGAUAUUCAACACCGACGAACAACGUCAAGAUGAUUUAAAGGUUUUUAGGUUAGAAUUUAAUAACGUAAUGAAAUUUUUCGAGACAAUCAACAGUGGAGUGGCAACGAUAAUAACACAAAAUAAUCAUAUAAAUUAUCAAGUAAACACCACAAUCUUGGAACUCAUACUUUUAAAAUGCAAAGUACAAAAACAAAACACGAAUUUUGAUGACAAAUGGAAACCAAAGUUAAUAACGAGCGAUGAGCUUCAAGACCCUCCCAGUGAUGAUAAUGAUAAGCAACCAACGGGAACGGUAAAAUAUUUAAAGAAAAUAUUUAGGCGAGAAAAGAAAGUUUCAUUAAUUCCGGCAGACUCAAUACCUUAUGUUACGGUUGAUUAUCAGAAACAUGUCAUUAUUGAUUAUAUUAAGAUGAAAUUAGGAAAUGAGUGCAAGCACAUUCAUCAAUUUUAUGGAAUGGCGAAAUUAAAUCAAAAUUUUUAUGCGGUUUAUGAAUGGACCGAGUUGGGAAAAUUAUCAGAGGUUUAUGAGAAGUAUGAACUUGAUUGGUCCACAAAAUUGAGGAUUGCUUCGGACAUAUUAUCUGGGUUGAUUUUUUUGAACUGCUGUGAUAUCAUUCAUAAGAGUAUUAGAUGUGAUAAUAUUUUAAUGACUGAAAAUAUGAAACCAAAGAUCACAAACAUCAAUUUAUUUAUUAAUAAAAAUACUUCUAGCAAUAAUAGCAAUGCUUAUGCAAAUUGGUUAAAAGAUGUGUAUUACCUAGCUCCUGAAAUAAUAGACAUCCAAAGUUAUUCAAGGAGGUAUACAACAAAAUCUCAAAUAUUUAGUAUUGGAAUGCUUCUAUGGGAACUUGCAUUUCAAAGGAUACCAUACAAAGAUUGGCAAAUUGCAACGGUGCAAAAUCAUGUGUUAAGUGGCAAGAGGGAGGAAAUUAACCUUGGUGUGGACCAGUCUAUCAUUCAACAAGGUUUUAUAAAUCUAAUCGAAGCUGGAGAUAAGGAAAAGGCAUGGAAAUGUUUUGAAGCGAAUGCGCAAUUAGGCAAUAUAUCGGCGAUCUAUUGGCAAGGUUAUUAUUUAUGGGAAGGGUAUUAUACUUCGGCUGAUCAUGUACGCGCGAUCAACUGUUAUAAAGAAGCCGCAAAAAAUGGUCAUGCUGAUGCGCAGUUAAGGUACGCCUUUAGUGCUAUUAAUAGAGAGAAGAUGAACCUUAAAGGUUUUUUGAAAUUUUUGAAAAUGUCUGCAAAUGAAGGUAACGCUUUGGCUUUAUUUAAUUUGGGUGAUGUUUAUUUGCAUGGAAAAUUCGGUGUGGUUAAAGAUGAGGAACUUGGUAUCAAAUAUUUGAAAGUUGCCGCCGUUUUAAAACAACCCAAAGCUAUUGAAAUUUUAAAAAGUCUUAAUGUUACCGACACUUUUUAUUUAUAA